Messenger RNA from Galdieria sulphuraria, 921 nucleotides. Its product is annotated as ubiquitin. Gene Ontology annotation, molecular function: protein tag activity; ubiquitin protein ligase binding. Bases 102 to 791 code for a protein of 229 amino acids. Gene Ontology annotation, biological process: modification-dependent protein catabolic process; protein ubiquitination. The record is from RefSeq and is a predicted model, not a curated record. NCBI's taxonomy places the organism in Eukaryota, Rhodophyta, Bangiophyceae, Galdieriales, Galdieriaceae. Gene Ontology annotation, cellular component: cytoplasm; nucleus. The transcript has a single exon.
CAUUGAUCCGUUAUACCUUUUCUCAGAUUUUGGAUUUGUGACUGAUUGGUUGCUUGGUUCCACGUGCUUGUCAACUUGUUUGGCUGUUUAGGUAUUAAAAAAUGCAAAUAUUUGUGAAGACUCUCACUGGGAAGACUAUUACUCUUGAAGUUGAACCCUCAGAUACUAUUGAAAACGUCAAGUCUAAGAUUCAAGACAAGGAAGGCAUUCCCCCAGACCAACAACGUUUGAUUUUUGCUGGUAAACAGUUGGAAGAUGGCCGUACUUUGUCAGACUACAAUAUUCAAAAAGAGUCUACCCUUCACUUGGUGUUGCGUUUGAGGGGAGGCAUGCAAAUAUUUGUGAAGACUCUCACUGGGAAGACUAUUACUCUUGAAGUUGAACCCUCAGAUACUAUUGAAAACGUCAAGUCUAAGAUUCAAGACAAGGAAGGUAUUCCCCCAGACCAACAACGUUUGAUUUUUGCUGGUAAACAGUUGGAAGAUGGUCGUACUUUGUCAGACUAUAAUAUUCAAAAAGAGUCUACCCUUCACUUGGUGUUGCGUUUGAGGGGAGGCAUGCAGAUAUUUGUGAAGACUCUCACUGGGAAGACUAUUACUCUUGAAGUUGAACCCUCAGAUACUAUUGAAAAUGUCAAGUCCAAGAUUCAAGACAAGGAAGGUAUUCCCCCAGACCAACAACGUUUGAUUUUUGCUGGUAAACAGUUGGAAGAUGGUCGUACUUUGUCAGACUAUAAUAUUCAAAAAGAGUCUACCCUUCACUUGGUGUUGCGUUUGAGGGGAGGACUCUAAGUGUGUUUGCUUUUUGCGAAACUUUUAGUAUUGAGUGCUUUGCUUGAGUGAAUAAAUGUUUGUUUGUGGUUAUUGCAAGUUUUUCUAUUUUUAUGUCAAUAAUAAUAUUUCAACGGGUCAAUAGCUUUAU